Messenger RNA from Drosophila obscura, 5981 nucleotides. Its product is annotated as general transcription factor 3C polypeptide 1. Lineage: Eukaryota; Metazoa; Arthropoda; Insecta; Diptera; Drosophilidae. Gene Ontology annotation, molecular function: DNA binding. Gene Ontology annotation, cellular component: transcription factor TFIIIC complex. Gene Ontology annotation, biological process: transcription initiation at RNA polymerase III promoter; 5S class rRNA transcription by RNA polymerase III. The record is from RefSeq and is a predicted model, not a curated record. The coding region runs from base 108 to 5870 and encodes 1920 amino acids. The transcript is spliced from 6 exons.
AACUUUUAAUGUGAUUGGCAAACAAAUGCAAAAUAAGUGCAACAAAUUUAAUUACUUGUUUUCCUGCUCUGCUGUGGCUAAAAGAUAAACACUGACUAGCGUCUAGCAUGUGUGCCACCUCGGAGGGAUCUUGGAUCAACGCGAUCUUCGAUGAAAUUGCUCUGGAAGGCCUGGAGGGCGUCACGCUGCCAGACCUGUGGCGCUUACUGGCGGUGCGACUGGAAUUUGAUCCCUCCCCGCUGCCCGACAAUUUGCGGGAUCAGGUGUGGACCCUGCUGCUGCGCUCUUGCCCCGGCAAAGUGGAAUUCUAUGAGCUGCCCUCGCCGCGACCGUUAAUGCCCCCCUACGAUCGCUCCAACGAUCAGGAUCCAGAGCUCGGCGUGGCCACGGUGGCAGAGCAGUGCCCCUAUCUGCUCUACCGCAACACCCCCGUGCAGGAGGGCAACGUAAUGGGCAAUUGUGAAGACUACAAGACCCGCAAGCGUGUCAAGGCGGCCCAGCUACGCUCAUGGACGGCCGCCCAGGCCACGGAGCACUGGGACCAGAGACUCGUUGCGGUAGCCUCACAAGAGCUGCGGCACAUGGCCCUGACACCGCUCAAUUUGAUGACGCCCAAGGACAUGCCCGUGCAGCAAUACGUGUGCUGGGAGGCGAUAGGACGCUCGCGCUAUAAUGGACUGACGACAGUCGGUCCCUGGGGGCUGAGCAACUACUGCAAGGACGCCAGCGUCGUGUUCUACAUCAAGAACAAGCUGCUGGCCCUCCAACUGAUUGCCGCCCAAGUGUACAAUGAGCGUCACAAGGGUCGCUUCACCAACUCGUCGCUGCUGAUGCUGCCCCGAUUCUUUCGCAUAUACAAGAGCCACACACAGAAGAGCAUUGACAGGCUGUAUCUGGAUAUCACGCAGAGCAGCAGUCGCCACAUACCGCUGACCGAAAUACCCGAGCGGCUGGGCCACAUCAGUCGCAAGCAGGUGAAGAAGCUCCUCUUGACCCACAACAUUCGAAAGUUCUUCGAGACAAAUCACGUGACGCGCGCCGCCCCAGAAGCUGCUAGCUCCAGCUCCAGCUCCAACCCCAAAUCGAAUAAGGAGCCAAAGCCAUCGAAGCGCAAACAGGUUGUGCUGCAGCUGAGGAACCCCGAUCUGGCGUAUAAGGAUCUCUACGAGAACGAUCAGGAUAGCAGGGAGGACAAGCUGGAGCUCGAUUUUCUUGAUCACCAGCACAGCUUUUUGGAUAUGCCGCCGGAACGGGAGUGCCAUCGGGCCAUUGCACGAUUCGGAAAUCGUGGACUGACCGCCAACGAGUUGUGCCAGUAUGUGGGCAUCAGCAUGCUGGCGAUCCGCGGCUUCCUCAAGCACCUGAUGAAGCUCGGCCAGAUCAAGGACUACUCCGAGCAGCUGGGCAGGAUGCGCAUCAUACGGUACGUGGCCAGUGCCCAAGCGCCUGAAGUCGAAAUAAAAAAGAUCGAACUGCAGCAGACGCUACUCCAGCUUCAGUGCAAGGAUGAGCCGAAUAUUCCUGAAAGCUCGGACGUGAUGGUUCGAGAUGUGACCGAGAUUGUGGCGACUGUUAAUCCAUUUAGCUUCAACUUGAAGGACGUCAAACUGGACAGGCAAACGCAGCGUCACCUGCGUCGCAAGGAGCAGAUUGUGAAAAUGAUUGACGACAGUUGCAUCGUGCAACUGAUGAAUGUGUCGAGCAGCAUUAAGAAGGAGGAGCGCAAAGCCGGCUACGAGGACACCUUGUGUCGCCGCUCACUCUAUCGUCUGCUGCGGUCCAUGAUCGAUGCUGGUAUCGUGAAUGUGUACGAGGUGACGCUGCAGUAUGAGCAACGGCUGCGCGUCUACCGCUUGGUGACGCAUCCCAAAAUCGGCUCCGAUCAUGAACUCCUUAGAAGGGAGAUCCUGCGAUUCAAGAGUAAUUUCCACCUAAUGACCGAGGAGCGGCUGCAACGACCCGCGCAGCUGCCGCCCAAGGAGCGCAAACAGUUGAUGCUCAGCAAGAAGCUUAACGCUGACCGGCAGAAGGCCCAGGCAGCCAAGACGCCGGCCCCUAAGCUGCUGUUGGCCAGAACGCUGCACGAGUUCCUCUACUACGUGAUCUACGAGAUGCCCAGGGAGCAGAGACCAUUGGCCAUGACGGCGGAUCUGGUCGAGCAAUGGCAGAAGGUGGAGCCCGCUCUCGAGACGCGUCAGUUUCUGGAAGAGUGGCGGGCGGACGAGACGCCCGUGCUGCCCUAUAACUCUGAGAUAAGCUGGCGCACCUUUAUACCGCCGCUUCCGAGCUAUGUGGACAAGCCCACGGGUUGGGUGUUCUUUAUGGACGCCAUGGAUCGCAUGCCGCUCUCGCUGCUGCUGCGCAUCUGUCGCAUUGAGCGCGAGGAUAGCGCGGAGAGACUGCGGCUGCAGCUAAAGCAUCCCAUACGGCAGCACUACCUGCUCUCCCAGCUCAAACUGGAGAACAUAGUCUCUCGCUCGCGUCUGCAGAAGCUGUAUGCCCGCACCCUCUGCCUGCUCAACCACAUGGGACUGAUUCAGGUGAGCGACCUGCAGCUGGGCCGCGACUCCGUCCAGCGGUGGGUGUAUCUGAAUAAGCGUGCCCGACUCCUCGACACGACCGCCAGCAGCGAGCACAACUACCAGAAGGUCAGCGCUGAUCGCACCUACAUGGAGUUGCGGUUUGAGUUCCAGAAUCGCGACCAAAUAGCCCAGUACUGGGCCAAGCUGCAGCACAUCUGCGUCUACACAAAGCUAGGAUUCCGCAAGGAGCUGGCCGACAAGAAGAAAACGGCGGCCCGCCUCAAGCCCCUGUCCUUUUUUGGGCCUGGACGCUUUGACCAGGCGCUGGAGCUGGACAAUGGCACAGUGCCGGGCGACCAGCUGGGCGCCGCUGGCCUCAGCUCGCUUCUCUUUGCCCAUCAGUUCCGCAAUUGGUCGUGGGUGCAGACGAAGCCGGGCAAGGGCGCCGCCGCCGGAGCUCUGAAAACGUAUGCCGGCAAAACGCGGAAACUGGGAGCGUUGACCCGCAUAAAGGUGACGCCCAAGCUGCCAAUUCGCAGAGCUGCGGGAGGCACGGCCAGCAGCGCCAAGAUGCCGCGAAGGAAAUGCGGCCCACGGGAUGAUAUCGAUCGGGAUGCCAUGAGGAAUAUGCGCACACUGCGCGUCCACUGGCUGCCCGAGGAGGAUCGCGUACUCAAGAUGGGACGCGCUGUGUAUCUGUUCUUUGACGCUCCGGUGCUAUCGUUUGCCCUCAACAAUGUGGGCCUCGUUUGCCGCGACGUCAUCCGGCGCUACCUUGGCAUCUGCAACAAGACCACGCAGGCCUGUGUGCGGCGAUUGCAGUUCCUCAUGCGCAUGAAGCGCGAUGCCCCGGACGUGCCCAGCUGGAUAUACCUGAUGCAGACGCAGCCGCAAUUCAAUUCGAUCUACAACGAUCGAUUCAUGGGCAGCCUGAAGCGAGAGUAUCCCACCAAAACCGAACAAAACGAGGCACUGCUGGUGCACUUUGUGCUCGUCCUAAGCAAGCUACAUCAGAUGAUCACGAACUCGCAUGGCACUGUGCGGAAUCAGUUUAUGCUGCCCGACACGGUAGAUGAAUAUCGGAGCCAGCUGAGGGAGUGCAGCCGCUUGAACGACGAUCAGCAGGUGUUGUACAGCAAUCCCAGCACGGAAACGGAGCUGCAGGCGGCCAUUGCCCACGGUGUGCUGCACAGCCAGGUCUGCUGUGCCAAGGACAAGACGCUGUUCAAUCUGCAGACCUUCGAGAUAUACAAGCACUUCUCCGAGGAGGUGCUCAAUGCCGCGUUCAGCAAGGCUCGCGCGGAUUCGCUGCUGGUGGCAGUGAAGCGACGCAACAUCCAGGCCGUGUCGAACCGCCAGAUCUCUGGCCCAGCCCACGUGCUGAGCUCUAAGUACAAGUACCGAUUGACCUAUGUGAAGCUGGCCCAUUCCGUCUUCGACAGCUACUUCGUGUUUGAGCAGAAGCUCAAUUUGGAGAAGGAGCAGCACCUGCCCUCGCCCCAUUUCGCGCAGCUGCUGCUCUUGGGCGAGUGGGUGGCCAAGGGCAAGUUGAGGCUGUCGCUGCACUUGCCCGCCAACAUUCUGACCGUCGACACCACGAGCAUGUCCAGGCCGAGUGGCUCCUCGACCGAUCGCAUUCUGGAUCACUACAGCUGCAUUUUGGACAACGCCCCGCAGACGGAGUACUCCAAACGGUUGGAGAGCGAGUGUAGCAGUCGUCAGGCCUCGCGGGUGCGCUUCCAUCCCGCCAACCUGAGCUAUCGCAUUCAGUCCUGUCCGUAUAUUCAGCUCUCAAAGCUGCCCCUGCGUGUCAUGCACUUCUUUUGUGCCUUCGACGCCUUGGGCGAUUCGGUAACCAUCAGCAGCACGCGCCUGGAACAGGGCGACUGUCCCUUUACAAAUUGCAUCAUGCGGAGUGGCAACUAUCUCAAUGCUGUGGAGCGGAUUGUCCAUGAGCACCGGCCCCUGCUGAAGCAACUGGUGGCCGAUGCCCUACCCCAGGCGCAGUUCCAGCUGGAGGCCCAUUUGGAGGGCACAGCCCUCACAGUAGACGUGUCGAACAUUCUGGCCCUGACCCAGCAGCUGGAGGCCUAUUGGCGGCAGAUCCAGCAACCGCUAGAGUGCAAGGAUCUGGGCAAACUGCUGGCGGAGAAAACCCUCCACAAGCUCACCGAUUGGCGGGUCCUCUGCUCGGAACUAAUCGACUACGAGGCGCACAUAUGGGAGGCAGAGCGCUCGCAAGAGUUCGAACCGGCCAUGAACAAGGAGGAGCGCGCCAGGGUGCAAGACGUAUUCGUGGUCCAUCUGCCGGCCAUUGGCAUGCACGCUCUUCAGCAAGAGGAUCAUCAGCAGGCCAAACAGGAGGCGGAUACCCUCCGCACCGCUCUGCUGGCAAAGGUGCUCAAGGCCACAUACUGGCGCUAUACCGAGAACACCGUUGCGACGCUUCUGCCAGCAUUAAAGGAACGGUGCUACGAUGCCAAUGCCAUCCGACACAUGGAGGACAUACUCAACUACAUUGAGCGGCAGCCAUUGGGGGUGCCUGCGAUGGAGCUGCGAGCGAGUUUUCCCCUGGGGGAUUUCCUACUGGAGGCCCUGCAUGCCCUCGCCGACCACGAUCUGAUCAAGCGCGUGGGCGUCGCCAGUCACAUGUACGUGCACAAGCGCCACAUACGCAACUGGGUGGUGCACACGUUCCACAUCAAGCGGCUGGAGCGGGAAAAGGUGCAGACUCAGGUGGCGGCAGCACCCGCGACAAUGCAGGCAGUCAUUGGCCAAAAGCGCAAAGAGGAGGCGCAGCAGGAGCAGGCGAAUCCGCCCAAAAAGAUUAAACUGGCAGAGCAGAACAGCAGCGAUUCGGAAAGCGAUGAAGCGGCAGCGGAAUCUUUGCCUAAGCGACCCAGGAGAUCCACCAAGAAAGAACCAUAUGUGAACGCGGUGCGAAACGAAGCCUCUCAUGAUGCAAUUGUGAUGCGACCGCAGCCAUGGAUUCGACUGAAUGCCUCGCUCAACCGUCGUGUCCUGGACCGCUGGCUGGGCGCCGUCCUCAGCGAGUGCAUUUCCCGCAUUGGAUGCACCGUCCACAGUUUGUUUCUGCGCUUUCCGUACCUCGUGCCAGUGGAUCUCAUGUUCCUGCUCGAGCUGCUCGCCGAUUUGGGCUGCCUUCACUUGAUGGAGCUGCAGACGCACAAAGUCCACGUGGAGACCACGCAGGAUGAACAGUGCGGUGAGCAGCCAGUCACCGAGCUGUAUGAGCCUACCCUCACCUAUAUCAUUGCCCACGGCGAUGCUAUCGGACGCCUCACCAGCUUCAUCGGACGCAAAAAGUAUAGCACCGAGUUCAUUUAAGUUCACUGAUCUGCCAGAUAUCAGAAUCCAUGCAGAAAAUAAGACGGACGACCUUGUCAACCUUCUUUUAACCACUUAAUAAAGUUGCUCCUCUCAAACUAUCCCGAUCCA